Pseudozyma flocculosa PF-1 is the source of this 2100-nucleotide messenger RNA. RefSeq lists its product as uncharacterized. NCBI's taxonomy places the organism in Eukaryota, Fungi, Basidiomycota, Ustilaginomycetes, Ustilaginales, Ustilaginaceae. The coding region runs from base 1 to 2100 and encodes 699 amino acids. The record is from RefSeq and is a predicted model, not a curated record. The transcript has a single exon.
AUGCUGGAACAUUCACACCUACCGCUCCGGCUCGUCAGGCAGAAGCGCGACGAUGGCAGUGGCUGCGCCGUCUGCGCCUCAAUCGAGCCGUGCCCGCCCUGCAAAAAGGGCUACCAGUGCCAGCAGAUCUUCCGCUCGUCGUGCCAGACGUGCCCCGUCAACAAGUGCGUCCCCAUCGACGGAGAGGGGUCGGGCUCGUCCGGCAGCAGCUCGUCGAGCCUCGGCGGAGCGCUCGGUGGUGUUCUCGGCGCGCUCGCCAUCGCGCUGGUGGCCUUUCUUCUCUGGAGGAGAUCGAGGAGGAAGCGCAUCGCCUUAGAAAACGACGCCCGGCGCCGCUCGGAGCUGGCCGCCCAGGAGAAGCGUGGCCUGGAAAAGGGCGGCGUCACCAUCCAGCUGGGCGGCGGCGGUGCCAAUGGCGGCGCCAAUGGCGCUCACCAGCCCGAUCUGCUCGACAAUGACACGGAAUGGACGCAAAUCGAGGGCAACCCGCUCGAGAGCCUCGACACGCUGGACCCGCUGCAGGAGCCCACCGUCUUCAAACGCCGGUCGUUUGGCGCCGCGACGCACCUGUCCAAGAUCACCGAGGGCGCCGAAGAGGAAGAGGAAGACGAGGACGACGACGAUGCAGCUCGAAACGGCGAUGACGACGGCCAGCGAGGCGGUCCAGGCACCGGUCGGGCCAGCACCAGCGGUCGCUCCAGCCGGCACGGUCGCCAAUCGAGCAAGAGCUCGUCGGUCCAGGUCGGCGGCGCCGGUCCAAGGAUCAGCGUCGGCAGCGGCACCACCUUCUCGUCGGGCAACAUCAUCCCCAUCACCUUCAGACCGAGUCCAGCGUCGCCUGCAAGCUCCAUGGGCGUCCCCAUCUCUCCAGGACCUCAGUCCUCGGAAUCGGGCACCCCGCCUUCGGUGCCCGCACCCGCCCAUCGCGCUGUGGGUGCGCCUAUCGUCGAAGUCACGGGAUCGCAGCAGCCGUUGCGACCGGUCCGAUCUCCGCAUCUCAACCUGCGCCUGGCCGAUGGCGCCGAGCCGGGUCAGAAGCCCAAUGCCGGUGGCGCCGGCCCCUCUUCGAUGCUUUCGCCAUAUGCGGUGCCUGGUCCCGGCGCUGCUGCCAACGGCCGCAAGCUGAGCUUCAUGAACAUCGACCCAGCGUCCGCGCUGCAGCAGUCGCGCGUCUACCUGCGUGCCGACAACCGCCUGUCGACCGCGACCGUCAACACGAUGGCUUCGGUCUCGACGGCCGGCCUCGACUACGUGCUGAGUGCGCCGCAGAUCAUCACGCCGGUUACGGCGGACGGCGCGCGGCGCGUGCAGCUCAACAAGGGCGGCAAGGCGCAGCUGGUCCGGGGCGGCUCGCUCAAGAGGAAGGACGGCGAAAGUGGCGACUCUUCGCCGACCACGACACCCUCGGCAGUCGAGCACGGCGAUCCAUUCUCGGACGCCGCCGCCGCUGCCGGUGCCACGGUCACAACGAGCCCAAUCCACGACGGCACGCUCAAGCCGCGAUACGCGCAAUCCGUGGGCCGAAGCCACAUGAGCACGUCGACGCUGGGCAUCCCCUUUGCAGACGAGACGUUCAUGCUGCAGGACCCCACGAAUUCGAGCCCAAUCGACGCUGACCGUUCCUCGUGGCUAGGCGCCAGAACUUCGUUCGCCACAUCGAUUGGACGGGACGGGCGCGAGGAUGGCGGCAGCAACGGUGGCGACGACGGCGACGACGGCGACGAUGACCGGAGGAGCCCAUUUUCGGACGAGGCGGCGGCGAUUCCGCUGCCGGACUCGAUGAGGUCGACGCCGAUUGAGCGGAUGUCGACUGCGAGUGGGGCUCCGGCCGGGACGCGCGGCGCUUCGACGGUGUUUGAUGCAUCGCGCUCGAGCCGCACCGACUCGAUUGGCGGGCUGAGCGUGUUUGACCAGUUCCCGAUCGCGAUUGGCACCGAGCCGCUGCCCGCCAACGCACAGAGCAAGCUGAUGAGCAUCGCCGAGAGGGACGAUGCCCGAGGUCGGGGUGACGGGGCGGGGCAGAGGGGCGUCCAGCCGGAGGUGGGCGAGGAGGCGGACGAGGAGGCCGAGGAAGAGCUGGUGGUGCCGCGUCAGGCGUGA